Lachancea nothofagi CBS 11611 is the source of this 2589-nucleotide messenger RNA. NCBI's taxonomy places the organism in Eukaryota, Fungi, Ascomycota, Saccharomycetes, Saccharomycetales, Saccharomycetaceae. The record is from the annotation of a GenBank genome assembly.
AUGCCAGCAACUCAAAGGCACGUUCCUUUCGUUACUGGAUCGUUGCAAAACAUUACAAUGGCCAAGGCUGAUAGAAUCAGCUCUGUGUCUUCAAGCUCAUCGGAUCGUGGUGAUAAAAAUAAAAAGAGCAGGACUAGGUUGUCGCUGGUGUGCCGACAUUGCAGAAGACGUAAGAUCAAAUGCGAUAAAAAACAACCUACGUGUGGCAAUUGCGCUAAAAUACAUGCGAUAUGUAUUUACGACUACCAAGACCAGCUCCAGCGUAAAUUGUCGUCGCAACAACCGUCAACCUUGCACCACCAACUGGACGAUCUCGAGAACAAGUUUGAGGAACUGCGAGAAAGCUUGAAAGCUAGGCAACUCGAAGAAUGGAGUCAGGGCUCGAAUACUCGCAAGAACCUAAUAAGAGUCAACUUCUUCGAUGGUCUGCAACCUAGUUGUCUCGAGAGCAUCUUCAAAUGCGACUACAAACCUUUUUCGGACAUGGGUAUGAUUACAAAACACAUUCGUUUGAACCCGUUUUUGCUGUUUGUCACUCGAUCUUUCAAACCGUUGAAUUAUGCGGUGAAAAAGAUACUACAAUCCGUCGGAGACGCCAUUGAUCCCAACUCAGAUGAACUGGAGUCUGUGGCACAAGUCUUGUUCCUCACCCCAGAGGUACGUGAGAUCUUGAAAAAGCAUACUAUGAACCCAGAGGGUCUUACUGUCGAAACUUCAGACGCCAUUCGACGCUGCAUUCUCCAAAAUGGUACUCAAGAUAACCAAAAAGCUUUGUUCGAACCCAUCGACUUGCAAUUUUAUGCCUCUAAAACCACUCGUGCGGAACUUAUAGAUCACGUUGUGUCCAUUUUGCCAUCCAAGGGCAAAAUUGAUAAAUUAGUCUCCUACUUCAUGACUGUUAUGUACCCACUGGUUCCUUACAUCAACAAAAAUGAAUUUGCACAAACAAUUUCCAAAACCAUUCAAUAUUCGGCUACAGGCGAGGUUAUAGGUGUGAACAUAGGGGAUCACCAAGAUUUUGCUCGAAAAAUUGGCUGCCUUGCAGUACUCCUAGUCUUGCUGCGUAUUUCCUACACUGCAAUGAUACUGGAUAAGAAACCUUUCGACGAAGAAAUAACAAAUCGAUUUAUUGUGAUAGCCCAAAAAUGCUUGGCGCAUCUGAUUACUCUCUCUCACAAAACUAACGAGGACAUUUUGUCUUGCUUGAUUCUCAUGCGGUGGUCCUUACUUUACUUCCCUACAGAAGGCGACGUUAGGGCAGACUCGAUCACAGACAUGCUAAUGACUCUGAUCACAAACCAUGCGUUUAAGAUCGGUGUUUAUCGAGAUUGUAUACAAGCCACGUCUUGUAAUAAAACCGAGAAACGACGAAGGUACUUUCUUCACUACAGGGCCAAGCUUUGGAUGGGAACACUGAUUUUUUUACGAUCAGAUAUGUGCUUGAGAGGUAAUUUUCCUGCUGUAUGCGUUGAUUAUGCACAUAUGACCCCAAAAGAGGACUUUCCCGAAAAUUACGAGGAUAAGGCAGAGUUUCAGAUUCAUAGAAUACUGCAUAAACAGUUGGAAAUAUUUACCAAGAUGAGUGUUCUGGAUAAGUUAUCUCUUCAAUUGCAUGAGGGAAUUGACAUCGACGAGAUUUAUUGUAAAAUCCGCCGAUUGGAAUAUGAAUUGCAGGUUUCAUGCCCAUUAUCAGAGGUACAUGUUUUAGCUAGAGACAGCACCGAACAAAAUGUUAUACAGAGCAUGCAAAACACUCUUUAUUUCAAAGUGAAUGUCGUGUCCAAAAUCUACUUCCUUGCAAUUCGGGCUUCAAUUUUGUGCAACUUGGAGGCUCAGAUCAUAGAUUCGAUGGGUAGCUCAGAGCAUUUAUUACUGCGCUUUAAAGAGGUCACCACGGAGUGCUUCGAAGCUGCAGUGGAUUUAACAGAAAUUUUGCAAGACUACAUGAGUUCAGCCGGAACUAAUCAAACGAGUUCUGUUUUGGCUGACCACCGCUAUACUUUGAAUCAACUAGUACAAAUUGGAAUAUUCAGAGUAUCGUAUUAUUUUAUUGGUGUGAUUUUGAAUAUCCUGCGCGCAAAGGAGGGACUUGAGAGCUUUCAGUGGCACAAUGACCGCAAGCGGAGUUUGGCAGCAGAAAUUGGCUACAAAGUGUCCAUCAUUAACUCUAUUUCGAAAUCGAUUUUUCAGUAUGUCCAGAAACUAGUUUAUUUAGGUUCUCAUACCUUGUCGGACACAUAUUUCACCUCCUUCAAGCAAUUCCUAUUUUUGGAGUACGCUAUGCAGGUGAUUCAAAACGAAGUUAAUCCAAAUACGCCGAGUCGUCUGAAAGAAAUGCUGGGAGAGACUAACAUUCCAGCAUGCAUAGAUUACUCGCCUGAUGACUGGGAGAAACUUUCAGAUUACAUUACCAAGGCCUUAGGUCAGCAAGAGCAUGUUCCCUUUUUUCCGCCGGCGGAAGAUUUAUUGGCCACUGCUGUGCCUGCGCCUUUAGAGCAAACUUUCAAUCCAAUGUUACUCCUGGACGAUGACAUUAACAUACAGAACAUGCUCGAUGGAGAUUACACUUGGGCGGAUUUCUCACGAUAG